Neurospora crassa OR74A is the source of this 1554-nucleotide messenger RNA. RefSeq lists its product as hypothetical. The transcript has a single exon. The coding region runs from base 413 to 1318 and encodes 301 amino acids. The record is from RefSeq and is a predicted model, not a curated record. Lineage: Eukaryota; Fungi; Ascomycota; Sordariomycetes; Sordariales; Sordariaceae.
CGCUAACAUCAAGCUUCCCAGCACCUGGCUUGGCAUCACCAUACCCCAUACCAUGUUUGCUCUCCGCAAACAACUACAACACCAACGACAACCCAAACUUGAUCCGCAACCGUUCUGGCGACGAUAAACCGGGGUGAGGUACCAAGGACUAUCAUUGUCGCGUUGGAAACCUCAUUGUCAAUCCUAAAGCCACGUCUAUCUCGAGCAGAUCCACCUCGAAUUACACCACCGAGUCGGUUCACGCAUAACAUCCACCACCUGCUACAUAAAUACCUGUACCUAGAUUCAAGCGACCCGAGCAUUUCGCGAACCACAAGCUCUAUAACAAGAGAGUCUCGUCAUACCCUCGGCCAACCAUUCUGAAAACAAUAACCCGCGGGUAUCAAUCAACCAACCAACCAACCAGCCCGCCAUGUCUUUCCUCUCGAUCUCACCACCACCGACCCCUUCCGGCCCCGUCCCCGCCGGUCUCAUCAAUCCCGGCAUCCUCGCCCCCUCCUCACUCGUAGCACUUCUCUCCGCCCUCCUAAACCCGCAAACCGGCUCCCUCAUACACGUGGUCCAAUCCCUCUCCGUGCUCCUCUCCGCCUCCGCCACGGGCGCCUCCCUCUCCCUCUCCUUCUUUCUGGUGCCUCGCCUUCUCGAGUCGCCCACCCCGCUCAUGCUCACCCAGUGGCGGCGCACCUACGAGCAGACGUUUUCCACUUUGAACCGGGCCGGCGCCGCCGCGGCGUUGGGCUAUCUCUUGCUGGCCUGGCGUUUUGGUGUUCGGUAUUCUUCGGAAAUCGUGAGUGGUGGGAGAGGGAUGCAAGCGUUGAAGUUGGUGAAGAGGGGGAGAAUGUACGCUGUCGCUGGAGCGCUGUUGGUGUUGGGUAUGGCGCCGUAUGGGUGGGUGGUGCUCGGAGGGGUGGAGAGGAGGUUGGUGGCGAGGGCGGAGGCGGUGGAGAGGGCUAUGAGGCAGAAGGGAGUGGAUGUGGAGGUUGGGGAGUUGGGCGGUGGUGGGAGUAGUGGGGGGCUGAAGAGGAGGCAGUCGGUCAGGGGAAAGGGUAUGGAGAGGGAGAAGGGGAGGGAGGGUUGUGGUAAAGAUGGUAAGGGGAAGGGUAAAGAAAGAGAGAAGGAAAGGGAAAGAGACGUAGAGGAGGAAUAUUCUUAUAGGGAAGGUGACGAUGCGGUUGGCUUGGGCGAAAAGGUGGAUAUGAAGGCUGUGGAAGUCGGGGCAAAGUAUUGGGUUGAUCAAUGGGGUGUGUUGAAUCUGGGCAGAGCAGCGAUGAUAGCUGCUUCUGCGGUUAUGGGAUUGAGUGCUUCGCUAUGGAACUAGAACCGGGCAGAAUGGAUGAAUCGAAGCUGUUUGGUUGGCAAGAGACGUGAAAGAGGAUUGAGCCUACGGGAUGUUGAAGCGUCACUUGGAAGAACAAUUUGGAUGGACGAUCACAAGCUUGGUAGCAUCGAGAUAAGCAGAAUAGUGAAAUAGGGUUUCCAUUUGGGUUCAUACCAAUAAGUCAAAUGCUAUGCGUCUCUUUCGUGCAACGAAAUUGGCUCUCAAAACUGCCAUGG